AUGACGUUCAACCACAUAGAUUUUUAUGAUAUUCCUCAUGUAUCUUCAGCUUUAGAAACAAAAACAAAUUCACGUAUAAAUAAUUGCUCUAGCUCUGUGAGUAAAUUCAUUCUGUUAGGUUUCUCCUGCACCCGGGAUAUUCAGAUCCUCCUCAUUUCAAUCUUUUCUGGAACAUACAUCUCUACUCUAAUUGGAAACCUGUGCAUUAUCUGUGCGGUGAGAUGUGACCUUCGACUACAAACUCCAAUGUACAUCCUCCUGGCCAAUUUUUCCUUCCUGGAGAUGUGUUAUAUUAACGCUACUGUUCCCAAUAUACUAGCCAACCUUUUCUCUGAAAAGAAAACCAUCUCUUUCUCUGGCUGCUUCUUGCAGUUCUACUUCUUCUUUUCCAUGGGCACCACUGAGACUUUCUUCUUGUCUGUCAUGGCCUUUGACAGGUAUCUUGCGAUCUGCAGGCCCCUGCACUACGCCACCAUUAUGACUGUUCAGAGAUGCUUCAGAAUGGGUGCUUGUUGUUGGGUGUGCGGCUUUUUGUGCUUUCUUUUGCCUGUUUACUUGAUCUCUCAGCUCCCAUUUUGUUGUCACAAUACGAUAGAUCACUUUCUUUGUGACCCAGGACCCCUUAUAAAACUGUCCUGUUCACCAGCUCCCACCACUGAAAUGAUCUGUGCCCUGUAUAACUCAGUUCUCAUUUUCUCCACCUUCCUCUUCGUCACAAGCUCCUACACCUUGGUCAUCAGAGCUGUGCUCAGGGUCCCCUCAGCUGAAGGCCGGAAAAAGGCUUUCUCCACGUGUGGCUCCCAUCUGGCUGUGGUGUCCCUCUUCUAUGGCUCCAUCAUGGUUGUAUAUGUGAGUCCCACAGCAGGUAAUCCAGCAGGGAUGCAAAAAAUUGUGACUUUGUUCUAUUCUGUGUUAACACCACUUGUCAACCCUUUGAUCUAUAGUCUACGGAAUAAGGAGAUGAAGGAGGUACUGAGGAAAUUAUUCAGGACUGUGAGAUAG
This is a messenger RNA of Fukomys damarensis (Damara mole-rat), 1002 nucleotides long. RefSeq names its product olfactory receptor 11H6-like. NCBI's taxonomy places the organism in Eukaryota, Metazoa, Chordata, Mammalia, Rodentia, Bathyergidae. Gene Ontology annotation, molecular function: olfactory receptor activity; G protein-coupled receptor activity. The record is from RefSeq and is a predicted model, not a curated record. Gene Ontology annotation, cellular component: membrane. The transcript is spliced from 2 exons. Gene Ontology annotation, biological process: G protein-coupled receptor signaling pathway. The coding region runs from base 1 to 1002 and encodes 333 amino acids.